Fusarium redolens is the source of this 369-nucleotide messenger RNA. Its product is annotated as ankyrin repeat-containing domain protein. Gene Ontology annotation, cellular component: cytoplasm. The annotation marks the transcript as partial. Gene Ontology annotation, molecular function: protein binding. The transcript has a single exon. The record is from RefSeq and is a predicted model, not a curated record. NCBI's taxonomy places the organism in Eukaryota, Fungi, Ascomycota, Sordariomycetes, Hypocreales, Nectriaceae.
GGCACCACAGCAAUACACUAUGCUGCAGCCCAGCCGGGGGCAGCAUUGGAGAUACUUCUCCCUUUUGCAAAGAAUGUAGACCUGCCAGAUAACGACGGGUCAACACCUUUAAUCCUUGCCGCAGUCCGUGGCCAUUGCCGGAGCGUGCGGGCUCUCCUCAAGGCCGGUGCCAAGGUAGAUGCUGUUGAUCCAUGGAACCAAACAGCACUGUUCACUGCGGUUGAUGUUGGCUCAGUAGAUGUUGUUCGAACACUUCUUGAAUUUGGGGCCGAUCCUAACAUUUCAUCUAUCAGCGGCCAUUCACCACUUGCACUAGCUACAGGGAAGAACAACUCCGAAAUGGUUGAAAUCUUACUGGAGUUCUCAGCG